AUCAAGCACCGGAAACGUGCGCGCGAACGCUGGUGUGUUAUUUUGCUUUGGCAGUGUGUAUGGAUUAUUUAGUAGAUGUUUAGUUUUGAAGACCAGUUUUUAAAGAGUAUUAACAAAUAGACUGUUUAGAUGCCUAAAGGAAGAGACGUUAUCAGGUGAUAAAGCAGCUGUACCAGAAGGAGACUCAGGGGAGAUGGCGCCUAAAGGUAAAGUUGGUACGAAAGGCAAAAAACAAAUCCACGACGAAAACCAGGAGACACUUAAAUUCUAUUGUAGGAUUGUGCUUGGAGCAAACGCCAUUUAUGCAGCAGUCAAUCUCUUGCUCUUUUACAACUCUUCUACAUUUUGGACAUGGUUUUAUCUACUGUUUGCAGCGAUGGUCUAUAUUGGCAGCUACAGAUCCAUGUCAGCAAUGGCCAAACCUGCAUUUGCUGAUGAUGGUAGCCUGCUGGAUGGAGGGAUAGACCUUAAUAUGGAACAAGGCAUGGCAGAGCACCUCAAGGAUGUGAUUCUUCUUACUGCUAUUGUUCAGGUCCUCAGCACUCUGUCGUCCUACUUCUGGUACCUCUGGCUCCUGGUACCUGCAAGGGCUUUGCAUUUAUUAUGGGUGAAUUUUCUGGGCCCUUGGUUUUCUGCUGAGUCACAGGCAGCCCCUGAAGAGAACGAGAAGAAUGAUAAGAAACAAAGGAGACAGGAAAGACGUCAGAUGAAGAGAUUCUAGACUUAUCCACAUUUAAAAAAAUGUACAUUCAUUGUACAAUAUCAAAGAACACACUAUCUAAGAUAUUCUGAGACAUUUGAUUUGACAGAUUAGUCCAGACAAUAGAUGGGCAAUGUGAAGUGUCUUCACUUUUUUAAUCUCUCACUUGUCAUCUGCUCUUCCAUCCUUCUCAGCAUUUUGCACCUUGCAUUUUUGGCCAGUCUCAAACUUUCUUGCUCAGGUGUACCAUGUUCAUAUUUGCCUGUUGACUGGGGUUCCAGCUCUUUUUGUGUUUUAAUCAUGAAGUUGGACAAAUGCCUUUGCUUACUAUAGUGAGCUAAUAAUUUCAUGAGGUCCACUCAUCAAUUGUAGGUAUUGCUGUAGCUUACAACUACAUGGCACAUUUUGACCUGAUUUUGCAUGAGGAGCCAUCAAGUCACACAGCAUUUCAGUUUGGCUUUUAGAAUUUCCUUGUAGAAAAAAAUAUUUAUUUGAAUGUGAGGUUGUAGUGUGAGCACAUCCUGUGAACAAUUAUUUAUCACAGAUAAUUUAUAUUUUGAUAACGUAUUACAUGCGAUACCUUGAGGAAAGAAUGCAGAAUGAAAGAUAAUUAUUAACUUGUGAGAGAAUCAAGGACUUUAUCUGGUUACAUCUAUUUUUAGCUUUGUGUUAUUUUGGGUGGGUUACUACAGGAAAACUUGUGAACAUGUGACCUCACUGUUGACUGGCCUUCAACAUGAGUUUUUUUUCAAUGGACUAAUGAAUGAUCAAAUGAUUGUUUCUGAACAAAAAGUCAUCUUGUCACAUCUCACAACCUGAAUUUGACAACCUGGUAAACACAAGCAUACCAAAUAAUAUAAAUAAACUGUUUUGAA
Messenger RNA from Xyrauchen texanus (razorback sucker), 1575 nucleotides. RefSeq names its product transmembrane protein 208. The coding region runs from base 194 to 721 and encodes 175 amino acids. Gene Ontology annotation, biological process: vacuolar protein processing. Gene Ontology annotation, cellular component: intracellular membrane-bounded organelle. The transcript is spliced from 6 exons. NCBI's taxonomy places the organism in Eukaryota, Metazoa, Chordata, Actinopteri, Cypriniformes, Catostomidae. The record is from RefSeq and is a predicted model, not a curated record.